Messenger RNA from Lethenteron reissneri (Far Eastern brook lamprey), 4475 nucleotides. RefSeq names its product sodium- and chloride-dependent taurine transporter-like. Gene Ontology annotation, molecular function: gamma-aminobutyric acid:sodium:chloride symporter activity; taurine:sodium symporter activity. Gene Ontology annotation, cellular component: cell projection; plasma membrane. The record is from RefSeq and is a predicted model, not a curated record. NCBI's taxonomy places the organism in Eukaryota, Metazoa, Chordata, Hyperoartia, Petromyzontiformes, Petromyzontidae. Gene Ontology annotation, biological process: sodium ion transmembrane transport; taurine transmembrane transport; amino acid transport.
CGCUGCGUCUGCUCGAGAGCAGGAGAGAGGAGCGAGCGAGCGAGCGAGCGGCGUUUCUUCGUUGCGCGCGUGUCCCUCCGCCUCCUCCUCCUCCUCCUCGCUCCCGCGACUCACUUCGCGUCGUCGGCUCGAACGAUCUCGUCCCUCCGUCAACAUGGCGUGCGGCGAGGGCAAGGCGUGCCCCGACGGCGGUGGCCUUGCCCCUCCGUCAAGCUGCCCCGCGUCGUGUUCCCAAGCUCCGACGUCCGCUCCGCACUGCCCUGGAGUCCCGUCCGCCGGACCCACCGCAGCAGCCGUCGUCCUGCUCCCCCGCGAGAAGUGGGGGAGCCGCGUGGAGUUUAUGCUGUCCGUGGCCGGAGGUUUCAUCGGCCUGGGGAACGUGUGGCGCUUUCCCUACCUGUGCUACAAGAACGGAGGCGGAGCAUUCCUGAUCCCCUACUUCAUGUUCCUGUUCGGAGGGGGCCUGCCAAUCUUCUUCAUGGAGGUGGCACUCGGGCAGUUCACGUCGGAGGGUGGCAUCACCAGCUGGCAGAAACUGUGCCCGCUCUUCACCGGCAUCGGCUACGCGUCCGUGGUCAUCGUGUCGCUGCUCAACAUUUACUACAUCGUCAUCCUGGCGUGGGGCCUCUACUACCUGGGGUACGCCCUCACGGGAACGGUGCCGUGGGCGACCUGCGGGCACGAGUGGAACUCGGACUUGUGCGUGGAGGACGGCCUGCGCAGGAACCUCACGGCUGCCGCGGCCGCCGGCAACGCGAGCGGCACUCCCGCGGUCACUUUCACCUCACCCGUCACGGAGUUCUGGGAACGCAAGGUGUUGGGGCUGUCGAGUGGCAUCCAAGAGCUGGGCGCGCUCAAGUGGGACCUCACGCUCUGUCUCUUUGCCGUCUGGGUCAUUUGCUUCUUCUGUAUCUGGAAGGGAGUCAAGUCCACAGGCAAGGUGGUGUACUUCACGGCCACCUUCCCCUUCGCCAUGCUGAUCGUGCUGCUGGUGCGGGGGGUAACUCUACCCGGCGCUGCUGACGGCAUCGCCUUUUACCUCUACCCGGACCUCACGCGGCUCACCGACCCACAGGUGUGGAUCGACGCAGGGACACAGAUCUUCUUUUCCUACGCCAUCUGCAUAGGCGCCAUGACAUCCCUGGGCAGCUAUAACCACUACAAGUACAACUGCUACAGGGACUGCCUCAUUCUGGGCUGCCUCAACAGCGGCACGAGCUUCAUCUCCGGCUUCGCCAUCUUCUCGGUGCUGGGCUUCAUGGCGCAGGAGCAAGGCCUCCCCAUCGCAGACGUAGCUGAGUCAGGCCCCGGGUUGGCGUUCAUCGCCUACCCAAAGGCUGUCUCCAUGAUGCCUUUCCCCACCUUCUGGGCCGUGCUCUUUUUCGUGAUGCUCAUCCUCCUCGGCCUCGAUAGCCAGUUUGUCGAGGUUGAGGGCCAGGUGACGUCACUGGUCGACCUCAAUCCGGCGUUCCUCCGCCGGGGCCAUCGCCGGGAAAUAUUCAUCGCCCUCAUCUGCUUCGCCAGCUUCCUGCUCGGCCUGCCAAUGGUCACAGAGGGGGGCAUGUACGUGUUCCAGCUCUUCGAUUACUAUGCGGCGAGCGGCGUGUGUCUGCUCUGGGUGGCCUUCUUCGAAUGUGCAGCUGUGGCCUGGGUCUACGGUGCCGACCGCUUCUACGACGUGGUGGAGGACAUGAUCGGGUACCGGCCGAACCCGUGGAUGCGGAUCAGCUGGUCCGUCAUCACGCCCAUCCUGUGCGUGGCUUGCUUCGUGUUCUCGCUGGUGAAGUACACGCCGCUCACCUACAACAAGACGUACCUGUACCCCGACUGGGCUCAGGGCUUGGGUUGGGCCAUGGCCCUCUCGUCGAUGCUCUGCAUCCCGGGGUUCUUCAUUGUGCAGGUCCUGCUCUCCGAGGGCCCGCUCGUAAAGCGGAUUAAGCUGCUGAUGGUGGCGCGCGUGGAGAAGCGAGGGGGCGAUCCCGGAGCGGAGGAGGAGGCGCUCUGUGGGAGCCUGGGACCGCUGAGCAGCCCAGACUCCAUGCUUCAGGACAAGGCGGGCAUCAUGCUCACCGCCCUCUGACCCGCGCCUCUCCCAGGGCGCCGGAACACACGCGGUCGUGUGAGAGACCCUGGGUCGUGAUGUGAAGCAGAGGAGGAGGCAAUCUCGAGUUGUGCACUGCCACGUCACCACACAUGCAGGGCGACUUGCUCUGUGGACGUUACGCGGGUUAUUCGCCACUGCUGCUGCUGCAGUGGUGCACAGGCGGCAACUAGCAACACCACAACUCUACACGUUGGUCAAUAACACCGUGGCCUAUAAGUGCAAAAAAAUAUACAAUCGGGGACGUCCCAGGCAAUGGUUCCUAUUCAUAGAGGCAACGAUAUAUGCGCGCGAAUGGCGAUUUGCUGAUUGUGUGCUGUGAAGAAGGGCCGCUGCUCGAAACGUCGCCUAUCAUUUCCUUUCAAGGGCGCUGUGUUAAUGACAGACCGACAAAGGAUGCCCCGUUCUCUCUGAUUGGUCCCUUGAGGGACGCUCGACGUCUUCGCCCUGCGGGCACCGCACACGAGACCAUUUCCAUUCGCACAAUGUCUAUAAGCGCCACCAGAGGUGCUGGUAAAACCUGGGCCCACGAUGCUGCCAGCCUCCACGGCGUGCGUAGGUUUGUCCCAGAAGACUGACGGGGCGGGCCCGUCGAUUGGAUCCGGUGCCAUCCCACCACAACUCUCGCUCUCUGCUCCUCUCUCUCCAUUCUCUCCUCUCUCUUGUGUACCUGGUGUCCAAACCCCAGGAGGGGCUCCAUCACUGGGCUAGCGGUCUCGGUGAGGUCAUGGGAUCAGCGGUCGAAAAGCAAUGUUCUAUAAACGUACCUUCGGGAAAAGUGUUGGUUCGUUAAGUUGGCCUAUAUUUUGUUAUUGUUGAUAAUUAACCGGUAUUCUUUGUGGCAUUUUAACCGUUUAGUUUUUACACAAACACAGUUUGGUUUUUGAUUGAGGAUGACUGCUGGGAGCUCGCGGUGAAUUUUUCCAUGGUUUCCAAGGGCUAUGGGCCUAGUGUGUGGGGUGACUUGGACCCACUUGUAAAGAUUUUGGGACUCGCAGAACUCGGAUGGAACCAGCGUGGCCAGGAUCUGGCAUUAAAUGUCCUGUGGAAAUGAGGCAGGAGCUUGCAGGCCGCUGAGUUUCCAGACCUAGGAGCUUCCAGGCUCUUGAUUCUCCAGACCCAUGAGCUUCAAGGCCCCUGAGUCUCCUGACCCACGAACUUCAAGGCCCCUGAGUCUGCUGACCCAUGCCCACCGUGAGCUGGCGCUGCAACCCUCCCAGCCCAAGUCUCACAUUCCACUGUGUGUAGCCGCUACUGUAGGUGAGGUCUGUAGAUGACUGCGUGCAUUUCUUUAGCAGUGUUAUAUUUGUCUAGGUGUUUCAAAUUAAAAGAAAAGUAUUUUCUGUGGCAGGUAUGUCAUUACAUAAUAUGCAAAAUGCAUACAUAUUACCUUCAUGUUUAUAUCGUUAGCUUCAAAUACAAACAGAAAAUCAACCAACAAAACCUUUAGUGACAAGGUACGGGUGCACUCCAGACCGGUCAUUGAGCGACAACGCAUGGGUAGCAGUGGAGCAAAACCACAGCCCAGAUCCACACCGUGAAGGUCCCGCUGAAUAUCACACACACACGGCUCUGCAUCAAAGGCAUUCACAUACUACUUUGUAACCCAUCGAUUCGACGUGACAUCUACAGUUCCUGUCGAAUGCGAAUGUUGUUACUCACCAAGGUGGCUACGAAUCAAUACCGUCCACCAUCACCAUCGUGAACUCGACUCCCCUAGUCACGGCUGCAGCGUUCGCUGCUCCUUCAGCGUCUUGAAAACUUCCAAACUGUGAAGCCUUCUGUCCAACUCAAGUUUCAGAGAAGCCUCGCGUGGCGUGUCCCUGUCGGUGGGUUUUUUUUGUUGCACGACCCCCACGUGCUUUAAGUGGGAUGCGUGCUAAGUCAUCUCGCAGGGUGUCCCAUGUGUCCUGGUGUCGUGCUUGUUGGCGAGUGUGUGGGGCGCGUCGUUUAUGGUGGUGUCGUUCGCGAAAUGUGUGUGGCCUGGCUUUGUCACGGGGCGUGUGUGACCUGUGGAUGGGGUGCACUUUAGUGGUUUUAAUGGGGGUAUGAUGGGGAUUGGGUGUGUGUGAGCUCACGUGUACCGUAGUUAUGGCUACCUGAGAUGUAAUCCACACCAAUUGCACUUUGUCGUGGCGUGCUCCUUGAUGGACUUUGCACAUCGCUGCAGUUGAGUUGCAGCUUUAUGUCGGCGUGGGUGUUGAGCAGCGUGGAUACGAGCAAUGCAAAUGAGCCAAAAGAAGAAAAAAAACAGAUUAGACAUUCUGGGGACACAAAAAAAAACUAUUCAAUCGAUGACAAUGCAAUUAUAAAAGAAACAAAUAUUUUACUAUGAUAUUUUCUUAAUUUAAAUAAAAUGUCAAUUCUAAAUUCA